GGAUGGGGUGGAAAGGGUGUUGGGUGGAGUUUGAUUUCCAUGGUGAACUACAUCCAGCUAGCAAUGAAAUGCCAGAGCAUGAUAGAUUCAUCUACUAAUUACAGCGAUUUAUACAAUACCCUACCAGUGGACAGACCUACUCUUCGCACCUUUCUGUUCUGGAUUGCCACCGGUUUCAAGUUCAUGCACUUGGCAGCAGGGGGGUCAUUCUAUUUACUAAUUCUAGUGGCCGCCAAAGACCUGCGAUGGACUGUAACUAGAAUGCAAGCCAAUGUGCCCUGGGAAAUCGCCAAGAUGUUGAGAAGGCCGAAUUCCUGCGAAAGCGAUUUACAGCUUCUCAUAGAAAGGAGAAUUAUACCGAUGAUAUCUCGUCUGCGUAAAGUGCUACCUUUGAGCAUAGCUGGUGCAUUUGUAGCCCUGGACCGGGAGGUGGACUGGACAUGCAUUAGGGACACUGACUGCCUUUUUGAUGGGGUGAAUACUAAUAAUUACCAGCUCCCUUCUCAUCGCAAAUCAGCGUGGAGAAGUUGUCUAGACCCUUGCUGGGACGAUACAUUGAGCCUGGGGUGCAUCACCAGGUCAUUUGGAGAUGUAGGCGCAGCAAGACUACCACACUUACCCAAAUUCUUCGAUGACUCUACCUCCAUCAAGACCUUCCCAAGGUUGAUUUCCAUAGAGACAGCCUUUAACCGUAACGCUCCAGAGAACCGACGCAAUCCGGUUAACGGCGACAAAGUGCAGAACUUGCUGUGGACUAUCAAGCAGCGAAAGAUCGUUGAGGAGAGUGCAGUAACAAUCACAGAUACAGAAGAUUUAAAGGCAAAGCUAUCCACGUUCUACCCCUCUGGAAUCAAACAACUGGACGCCUACAUCAGGAUUCCAAUGUCUAUCCUUCCGGGAGCAUUGGAAAUUUGCAACUUGGAUGGGAGCCUCAUGGCGUUCAUCUGCAAUUUCAUGCCUCCUUCAAUGCGAGAUACGCUUUUCCCAUUACUGAAAUCUGCUUUUGAUUGCCUAGAGGUGUUCAUGAAUCGCACCGUGUUGUCUAUAUCUCAAGAGACCCAGGAUCCUGAGGCUGUAUUACAAUCCAAAGCAAACGAACCAUUUCGCUGCAUUCACUUUAGCCAUUGGAAUAGAUAUGGUCUUUCAGGCAACACGGCACCUGCUGACGCACACCCUCAUGAUUUGGUGGCUACAUCAGGCAGAACUAACCUCACGCAAACGCUGCCUUACAUGUCAUGCGAAACUUUCGAAUACGAGCAACUGUAUCUCAACAUCCAGAAUAACCUAAGGGAGGUUUUUGAGUGGAUAGAGCAGACAGUUGCUCAUUAUCUUCCAGACGACUAUACUGCUCUCGCUGAGCUUGUUAAUAUUCUUCCCAACGCUGGUGGAUCACCGAUAAAACCUUUCUUGUCUCUGGUAGUGAACAUCAACGUCUGCACAAUAGGUCAU
This is a messenger RNA of Suillus paluster, 1449 nucleotides long. RefSeq lists its product as uncharacterized. The annotation marks the transcript as partial. NCBI's taxonomy places the organism in Eukaryota, Fungi, Basidiomycota, Agaricomycetes, Boletales, Suillaceae. The transcript is spliced from 7 exons. The record is from RefSeq and is a predicted model, not a curated record.